CCCGGCUCGCGAGACUCACAAAAGAUAUCGCGGUAUUUUCUCUGGAGCGCUACUUCUGUGACCAUGGUGAUUGUAAACAAGCUAGACAGAAAUGGAAGUGCCCGGGGAAUCAGACGACGGUCCUUUUUAUUUUGAGCAGGUCUCCAUACCAGAAGACUCCGAGGAUGGUUACCAGUAUAAGGAAGUCACUCUUGAUGAUGACAGCAGCCACACAGAGGAGGAUGAGGGUUUGGAGGCCACUGUGAAAGCGACACGGGAGCACACUGAAGGCACAGGGUCAGUGGACCACAGAAUUUUCAAGGAUGCUAGCAAGGUGUCCCACAUACCUGAAACAGUUGAUGACUUCCUCCGGAAUUUCCUCGUCAAGAUGCGGAUGCAAAGAACGCUGCAGAGUUUUCAGACGGAGUGGUAUGAGAUGGCGCAGCAGGGUGAGCUCAGAGCAGAGCUGGCAGGCUCAGUGCCUGAUGCCUACACCCACAACCAGCUCCUGGAGAAGCAGCUGGAGGACAUGCAGCGAGAGCGUGACACUUACAGGAGAGAGUCCCUCAAAGCCUCGGAGGCCCUGGCCAAGGUGCAGAAAGAGCGCGACUUUCACUGCAUGCAGCACAAGCGCGUACUCCAGGAGAAGAACAGACUGACAGAGGAACUCAGGAAGCUGCAGAAGCACCAUGCAUCUUGUGAGGCAGCUCUCAGCCUGCUGACGCAUAAGUACCAGGAGAGUCUGAAACAGAAGGUGCUAAUCAGCCUGGAGAGGGACAAGGCACUGGGACGGCAUCGCAACACCAGCACCAGCAGGACACAGCUUCAGGAGGCGAAGUCAGCCUGUGGUGCCUCCCAAGCGAGACCUGAGCGAGAUGGCAGCAGAGAAGCAGGAGCAGUAGCACCAGCUGGCAUGUCUGACUCUCCCGCCCGACCCACCACUCGGAGCAGCGCAGGGAGACACUCCAAAGACUCCGAGUUCCCUGCCGACACACGUGUCAGUCCCCUGCUCUCCCAGAGGAGGGCGCUGUCGGUCAAGGCCUCAGGCUUUCGGCUGAGCGGCACCCUACAGGCCCACAUGCUGCCCAUCAGUGGCCUGGCACUGCACCCGCGUAAGUUGCUGGUGGCCACAGCCAGUGACGAGGGCACAUGGAAGCUGCUGGAGGUGCCAGGGGGCCAGGUUGUCGCCAGCGUGGGGGGGGAACAUGGGGAUUGGCUGUCAGGGUGCUGUUUCCACUCAGAUGGCAAGACCCUGGCCACCAGCGGCGGAGAUGCUGCGGUGAGACUGUGGGACACGGAGCGGGGCGGCUGUGUGCUGACACUGCGAGGCCAUGCCAGCGCUGUGUGGGGCUGCUCCUUCCACUCCUGCGGUCUCUUCCUGGCCUCCUGCUCACAGGAUGGCACGGGGAGGCUGUGGGACCUGCAAAGCGAGCGCUGCCGGGGGGUGCUGCGUGGCCACGCCUGCGCCGUCAACAGUGUGGCCUUCCUGGUUUCCUCCAGCACGCUGCUGACCGCCUCGGCCGACAGCACCGUGGCCCUGUGGGACGCCCGCACGUGUCUGCGCGCCACGACCUUCACCGGCCACCAGCACCCCUGCAACCACGCGACAUUCAGCGCCAGCGGCGACGCCUUGGCCUCCUGCGACUCACGGGGCAUCGUGAAGCUGUGGGAUGUGCGGACAGCGCAGGCUGUGGCCGUUGUGGACCUUGGCCCGCAUGCCACCAACCAGGUGGCCUUUGGCCCGUUGGGGCGGGAGCUAGCCGUCGCUGGGGAUGAUGGCACCAUCAAGGUGGUGGAGAUCAGCUCAGCGCAGGUGAACGGCCUGACAGGGCACGAGGGUGCAGUCCACAGCGUGGUGUUCGACCACAGAGGCGAGCGCCUCCUGUCUGGAGGCUCCGAUGGGACCGUGCGAAUCUGGGAAUGAAGCGGCUCGCAUGCAGCAUGACCUUUAACCCCCCGGGAAGUAAGAUGCUUAACCAAUGCAGAGAAAAGCCGUACUGCUGGUCAAUGUGACCAAGCAACAUCCACAUUGUUAGUAAGUAAAUUAGUUACAUAUGAAAUUAAGCUGAAAUAAAACAUUUUAUGGCAAAUGC
Molecule: messenger RNA, 2072 nt
Organism: Paramormyrops kingsleyae
Lineage: Eukaryota; Metazoa; Chordata; Actinopteri; Osteoglossiformes; Mormyridae
Gene: spag16
Product: sperm associated antigen 16
Biological process (GO): axoneme assembly
Cellular component (GO): axonemal central apparatus
Molecular function (GO): protein binding
Source: RefSeq, a predicted model, not a curated record